Molecule: messenger RNA, 1012 nt
Organism: Olea europaea var. sylvestris
Lineage: Eukaryota; Viridiplantae; Streptophyta; Magnoliopsida; Lamiales; Oleaceae
Exons: 4
Coding region: 46-843 (265 amino acids)
Source: RefSeq, a predicted model, not a curated record
UUUCACUUAAAAAUAAAAUGCUACACCCAUAGAAGGUGAACUGAAAUGGAGUCGCUAACAUCAUCAGCCCUUUCGAAUUGGGUGGUUCCCAGUUCAUCUCAACCUUUCCCAAGAUCUUCAUACUGCUUUUUCCGAACACCGUUUAAUCGUAAAAACAUCGAAUUCCCUUUUCUUCUCCUUAAAACCACAAAUCUUUAUCCACUUAGAUUUUCCUCAGUAAAUUCCAGAGCUACCCUUGAUGAGAAGAACCAAAAUUCGACUACCCCAGUUCUUGUUCAAGAAGAAGAAGAACAAAAACUACCCAAUAAGGAAGUUGAAGAGAGUGUGAAAUUGCUUAAGAAUGCAGCCAAGACGAGAAAAGUUCCAGCAGAGGAAAUUCUGUCUGCUUUUUCUGUGAUUGAGAAGGCAAAACUUGAUCCGUCGGGAUUUUUUGAAACUCUUGGAGGAUCCCACUCACCUGGAAGAACUUGGAUGCUUAUAUUUACCGCUAAGAAACGAUUGGAAGGCGGUAGAUAUUUCCCAAUUACUGCCGUUCAAAGGUUUGAUGCUGCAGUGAAGAGAAUUGAAAAUGGAGUUUACUUGGGCCCUCUAGGAUCUUUGACCUUUGAAGGGAGGCUUUCAUGGAAAAAUAGAAUACUUGCAUUCAUAUUUGAGCAGAUUCGGGUAAAAAUUGGUCCUUUUAACCCAUUUGAGAUUAGUAUCAAAGGAAAAGAUGAACGAGAGCCAAGCAACAAAGACCCAUUUUUCGUCUGGUUUUAUGUUGAUGAGGAGAUGGCUAUUGCUCGGGGCAAAAGUGGAGGGACUGCUUUUUGGGUCCGCUGUCAACGAGUCACCAGAUUUUAAUUCAUUGUCCUCUUGGUUUACACUUCUAUACGUAUGCCUAUACAGAUAAACUUGCUACAAUACAUAAUUUAUUCGGUAAAUGUAUGACUUCAAUCCAACUGAGAUGUAUAAAUAUGUAAAAGGAUCACACUUGUCAAUUUUACUCCUUUAUUCUUUUGUCAUUUGCUUA